UAACGCUUCAAAAUUAAAAAUGUUAUUUUUGUUUGCUCCUGUUUGUCGUAACAUUCUCUUAUUCUAAAAAUUAAUGUAAUUUACUAGUACACCGGUAAUAUAAAUAUUUAACUGAUUUGCAUAGGAUUUUAAAGUGUUAUAAUCAACUCUAUCUACUUAAACAUGGCAAAUCAACAACCCGGUGUAUCCCAACAGCAACGGAAAAUUUCGGCUGAUUCAUUAUUUUAUGAAUUUUCGCCGGAAGAAAAGAAAGUCAUGCAGGAAUGCAAUCGUGAUAGCUUUUAUGAAAGGAGUUUACCACUGUCUUUAACUUUUGGUGCUGGAACGUACAUGGUUAUAAAUGCCGGCUUUCUGAAACGAAGUUUAAAAUGGGGUCCAUGGCCUAAAGUAAUAGGUGCAGGCCUAUUGGGUUAUGUAAUUGGAAAAUAUUCAUAUCAAAACAAAUGUGCUGAAAGGCUAAUGCAGAUUCCUAAUAGUGAAAUUGGACGUGUUUUAAGAGAACGUAGAGGAAAAGCUAUGGGUGAAAACUCUCAAGGAAAUAUAUUAACCCCUACCAUUAUACCUGGGGUUCAAGAUACUGAUGUUUCAUCAUUUGAAACAGAUUAUAAAUCUGACAUAGAUAUUGACAUGCAUAAACCUAUGAACUCUUUAGAUACUGACUAUAGACCUAAUUAUGAUGGCUUAUCAAGUACUAAGAAUAAUGAAUAUCCAAUGUCAAGUUAUAAUUCACCUAUAACAUAUGAUAUACUAAGAGCCCGUAAUAGACAAGAUUUUGAAAAAACACAACCAAGUAAACCACUUUAUAGGUCACUACCUCCAAUAGACUCUCAACCAACAUGGGAUAGUCAAUACCCACCAUCUGAUCAAACAAGAAGCCCUAAAUCCAAAGAGUCACGUAAUCAGUUUGGAGAUGUAUUUUAAUAGUUAAGAAAAAAUAAUUAUGUCUUAAUUGUUGAAUGUAAUUAGUUUUUUUUUCUUAUAAUGAAUA
Molecule: messenger RNA, 988 nt
Organism: Sipha flava (yellow sugarcane aphid)
Lineage: Eukaryota; Metazoa; Arthropoda; Insecta; Hemiptera; Aphididae
Gene: asrij
Product: OCIA domain-containing protein 1
Exons: 6
Coding region: 163-921 (252 amino acids)
Cellular component (GO): endosome
Source: RefSeq, a predicted model, not a curated record